Messenger RNA from Saccostrea echinata, 1530 nucleotides. RefSeq names its product transcriptional adapter 2-alpha-like. Gene Ontology annotation, molecular function: transcription coactivator activity; protein binding; chromatin binding. The transcript has a single exon. The record is from RefSeq and is a predicted model, not a curated record. NCBI's taxonomy places the organism in Eukaryota, Metazoa, Mollusca, Bivalvia, Ostreida, Ostreidae. Gene Ontology annotation, cellular component: nucleus; SAGA-type complex. The coding region runs from base 84 to 1400 and encodes 438 amino acids. Gene Ontology annotation, biological process: chromatin remodeling; regulation of transcription by RNA polymerase II.
AUUGAAUGCUUUUGCUUUAAUUACUGAUUACUGAUUAGUGAUUACUGGAUAAAAGCAGAAUUACAAACUUGUGAGAUUUAAGUAUGGAUGAGGAGGAGGAUAUAUCUUGUCCUAAGUGCUCGUUGACUUUAAACACUCCAUACAUCCUGUGUAAACAAUGCUCUGGAGCAGUGAAAAUUUGUCUUCAAUGUUUCUCUAAAGGGGCAGAGUUUGGAGACCAUGAGAAUGACCAUUCCUACACCAUUGUCAGGGAUGACUUCCCUUUGUUUGAAAACUCUUGGUCUGCAGCAGAAGAGCUAUCUCUUCUGAAAGUAAUGGCUGAUUGUGGCUAUGGCAACUGGCAGGAUGUGGCCCAACGAAUGAGAGUGAGGGGAAAGACUGAAGUGGAGAAACAUUAUAACAAGUGGUUCAUAAACCAGGCUAACCCCGAGCUGCCACAAUUUCCCGAAGCUGACCUCGAGAGAUUUCCAUGUCCAGUUGUGUACAAGCUGUGUGAUGAUCCUCCCCGAUAUCCUGACUCAUCACAGAUCUUCCAGUUGAUGGGAGGUUACAUGGCGGGGAGGGGUGAUUUUAAUGUGGAGCAUGACAAUUUCAUGGAACUGGAGCUACGAGCUAUUGAUUUCAAUGAAGCACCAAUCCAGGAAAGAGAUGACUUGGAAGAAAAGUUGAAAUUUGAGGUCAUAGAUGUUUAUCAGAACUGUUUAAGAGAUCGAUGGUGGAGAAGGAAGAUUAUUCGUAAAUACGGAUUAAUCAACAUCAGGAAACACCGGCUUGAUAAUGGGAUGUAUCCUACUAGAUUAAAGGACCUUUUGGAUCAGCUCAGGCCUUUUAUGAGACUGUGUAGCCCUGAAGGUUUUGAUAAAUUUUCACAAGCUCUUAAUUUGCAAUUUGAAUUAAGGAAAAACAUUCAGAAGCUAAUAGAAUGUAGGGAAAAUGGCAUAACCAAACAGAGGAGCAUUAAAAUAUUCAGAGUUCUGAAAAGUCGUAGAAAUGAGAUGAAAUCGAGAAGGCAUUUGUUAGAUGAUAUCCUUGUUCAUAUGAAGGAUGAAGCUGCAUGUCAGUCAUGGCUUCACAAACAAGCAGUUCUGGAUACAAUGUCAAAAGGGACAGCAAAUCUACCCCUACCUUCAGCCCCUAGAAGGUCAGCCCCACCCAUGGAUAUUGUGGGGCUGCCCGGCUAUGAAAGGCUUUCAAAGAAGGAGCGAGAAUUAUGUGCUAGCGUGAGACUUGUACCGGAAGCUUACCUGGAAUUUAGAGAAAUCCUUGUGGGAGAAUGUAAACGAAAUAACUUCCUUCGAUUACAGCAAGCCAGAACAUUGAUUAAAAUAGAUGUAAACAAAACCAGGAAAUUGUAUGAUUUUCUAGUAUCUGAGGGCCUUAUUACUAAAGAACCAAGCUAAUGCUUACUGGCAUUAUGGUUUAAAUUUGUACAGAAUUUACUGCUUGAAUAACAAAAAAUUGAAUCAUAAAUUAGAAAUUCUGAAUGUUGUGCUUGUUGAACCUAGUAAUAAAAAUAUUGGUAGUACAAAA